AGCCUUUUUUUUUCAUUCUUUUUUUCUUUUUUUUCUUUUCGUUCCUUUUCUUUCUUCGUUCCUUUGUCCUCUUUUUUUUCCCUUUCACUUAAUUUACAAUUUUUUCACUUCUCUUUGUUGGCUUUGGAUUUCUCUGUUUUCUCCACUCCAUCAUCUGAAACAUCCACUUUUCUGAGUGUUCACUACAGAACAACCACUCAAUGAAAAGCUUUCACGUUCUGCUGAUGGCCUUGAUGGCCCUCGUUUCAUCAGCACAUGCAUAUUAUUAUCAAGCUUCGCUUGACAACCUUCCUUUCAUGGAUGGCAUGGCCUUCGCGCAACGAAAUAACUCACUGCUCCUUUUCGGCGGCGAAGGUCGUAUGGGUCUCACCAACAACUUUUACGAACUCACGCAGACGCCCAAGGGCUUCACCUGGCGUUCUUUGCCUCAGAACAACACUCCACCUCCCAACGUUUACUCGCAAGCCGUCGUGUCCAACUCUGGCAACAGCUUCAUCUUGUUCAUGGGUUCCACAGCAACGUCUCAGUCCAACCCGAACUCCACUAUUGCCACUUACUUCUACGAUUUUCAGAGUCAACAGUGGGCUGCCAACCCUAGUAACAACAACCCCAACGCCACCGGCCUGCCCAUCGCUCGCAAACAGUUCACGGCCACAGUGGAUAAAAAUGAUAAUAUCUACGUAUUUGGCGGUCAAACCAUGGCCAGCUCAAAUGGAUCUCCGGGCACGCCGCUAGGCGAUCUGUGGGUGUUUGAUAAAAACCUCAAUGCCAAACAGCUGGCGAAUGCUCCUUUACCUCUUUACGGCCAUACCACCACUUAUCUUAGCAGUGGUAAACUCGUUGUCAUUGGUGGUUCUCUCCCACUGAGUCCCGUCGAGAGAGAUUUGGUCAAUAUCAACAUUGUUCAGAUUUAUGACAUCGCCAGCAAUACAUGGACCAGCCAAACUACUAAAGUCAUGGGUAACGUGGUCGUGGGUGGUAGAAUGGGCCAUAAUGCCGUCGCCAUGGGCAACAAGAUUGUUAUUUUUGGAGGUACCAACGAUGCCAUCAUCCCCAAAAGACAAUAUACCAAUAGACUGGCGAUUCUCGAUACCGAUACCUGGACAUGGACCGUACCUGCUGUCGAUGGCAUUCUUCCUUCCAAGCGUGCCUAUGCUGCUGCCGCUUCGUUAGAUGGUCAGCACGUCACUGUCGGAUUUGGUGUAGCUCUUAACGCGUUUUAUAACGACCUGAAUGUGUUUCGAGUGAGCGACAAUUCUUGGAUUCGAGGAUUCGUCGAAGAUGACAACAAAUCUUCCGGUGUGUCUCCCGGUUUGAUUGCGGGUGUGACCGUAGCCGGUGUGAUUCUGCUUGUCAUCAUCUUGUUUUUGCUUUGGCGCUUCAAAUCAUUCAUCAGCUUCGUCGUCGUUCGUAUCCAUCGCGAUAUCUGGAAGCCACGUACCGGUGAACCUUUAUGGGCCGAAACUGCACGCAUCAUUUUCCAAGUGCUUUUCCUCUUCCUGUUCGCUUGUUUCCUUGCUUUCGUGAUCCGCCAAGCGGUCCAGAGUCCCAAUGUUACACAGCGCAUUCAAGAAGCAGCUUCCACCGUGCAUUUGCCCAAUAUUCGCUUCUGCUUUGAUGGCUGGCCAGCCAUUGCCGCCACGAGUUUGGCUGAAGCGAUGCGCAAUCCUGCCAUUGCCUGCAGCACCAAUACGGGCUCCACCUGUUCCAACUUUAUUACGCCUCUGAAUAUGAGCAUGUUCACACCUUCCUUCUCUGACAAUCUCGGAGCUGUGUCGUGCUUCCAUUUCCAAGCCCCUUCCAACUUCACCAUGGCCGAUACGUCGGGUCGCAAUGACGGAUCCAAUUUGAUCUUUACGCUCUUGGGUGACCAAAAUAUCACCAACGGUCGCAUCCACGUGUCCGUGUAUCCCAAACAGAUGGAUCCCAACAUUCUUGCUUACAACCUUCCUUCGGACGAACCAGUCCUCAUGUCGGAUGUUGCGCUUGGCAACUGGAAAAACAGAGAGCGCAACGAUAUGCAAGUCGGCAACGUGUACGAUAUCGAGCCCUUCACUUACAGUGUCAUGUCCUAUCAGUUAAUCGACCACAAGUACCUGCAAGAUAAGGGCUGGAAUUACGUCGGCUUCCUUCCCAUCUACAACAACACUCCCGAGGUUGAAAGCAUGUUCAGAAUGGAAGCGCCCAACCCCAACUAUAUCAGCACGCACGGUUUCGGUGAUCUCGGUAUCUUUUCUGUUUUCCCCGAAGGUUUCAUUGAAGUGACCGAUCGCGAAGUCAAGCUUUACACUUUACUCAACGCUCUCGGUUUCGUCGGUGGUGUGUUCGGUUUGUUGAUCGCCGUUCAAGCUUGGUUAUUCGGUUUCCGUCCUCGAUCUCCCUGGGGUGUGGUGCACCGUUGGUCCGUCGGUGACAUGAAGCGUUCUUUGCUUCGUGGUUUAUCGUCCAAGUUCAAAACGACCGACUCCGGUAUUCCGCUCGUGCAUCCUGUGCAUUCACGCUUCAGCGUCAGUGACUUUAACAACCUUGGCAUGGAAUCGGAAGCUCAGCGUGUGGCGCGAGUGGAAGAACGAAUGCAAGUUCUCGAACUGUUAUUCAAGGCUUACUACGUCGAUGAUGAAGUGUUCCGAUCGCUCGAUAAUGCCAACAAGGUCGCUAGUCCCGAUUCCCCAUUACGCAACCGUAACCCGUUAUUCCCUUCGACGGAAAAAGUGACCGAAGAUUACCCCCGUGGUAAGGAUAAUGAUGGAUUCGCACACAUGUUCCAACAACGUCCAGCGAGCUUAGCCAGCAUGAGCAGUGAUUCCACCUCCCAGCGCCAUCUGAACGCCAAUGGUGGUCAAGCAGACAAAUAUCCCUUACGUGAUUUGUAAACCCGUUCCUUCAUUUUUAGGCUCUCUUAUCUGAAGGAAUUAGUCUGAUUUUUGUUUUUUUGUUUUCCCCAGCCAUCAUUUCUUUAUCACCCAACAUAUACACAUCUUUUUGUUUUUCCCUUAUUUUAUUUUUUUUCGCCCUUUCUGUUUAUUCAGACAAGAUUUCUCACCUAAUUUAAAAAAAUACCUACCGUUGAAAUCGUUUUUUUUUCUAAAGUCUCUUUGCUUGAUAAGCCUACAUGGAUGCCGUGUUGCCACUAUAUCUGAUCCCGUAUAAUGCACGGUUAAACAUUCGAAAUAAGCUGA
Molecule: messenger RNA, 3179 nt
Organism: Radiomyces spectabilis
Lineage: Eukaryota; Fungi; Mucoromycota; Mucoromycetes; Mucorales; Radiomycetaceae
Exons: 6
Coding region: 201-2873 (890 amino acids)
Molecular function (GO): protein binding
Source: RefSeq, a predicted model, not a curated record